Schizosaccharomyces japonicus yFS275 is the source of this 1077-nucleotide messenger RNA. Its product is annotated as RecA family ATPase Rhp57. The transcript is spliced from 2 exons. Gene Ontology annotation, cellular component: nucleus; site of double-strand break. Lineage: Eukaryota; Fungi; Ascomycota; Schizosaccharomycetes; Schizosaccharomycetales; Schizosaccharomycetaceae. Gene Ontology annotation, biological process: DNA repair; mating type switching; DNA recombinase assembly. Gene Ontology annotation, molecular function: DNA binding; ATP-dependent DNA damage sensor activity; ATP binding. The coding region runs from base 1 to 1077 and encodes 358 amino acids. The record is from RefSeq and is a predicted model, not a curated record.
AUGGAUUCUUGGACUUUGAGGUCAAUUGAUUUUGUGCUGGCUGACGAAUACAUGCAAGUGUUUGAGAGGGAACGAAUUACUACAAUUGAUUUGUUGACACUUGAACCAACUGUAAUAAGCGAACGUUGUCAGAUAAAGCUUGAGGAAGUUCAGAAUCUCAUUGAGCAACUAAAAAAGGCUCUCCUGCCACAAAGAAUUACUCCAGAUGCUAGGGAAACCCACUUUUUUACGACGGGCGAUACGGAAAUAGACAAAGCAUUGCACGGUGGAAUUGCUCUCGACCAUAUCACAGAAAUCAGUGGUGAGAGCGGCUCUGGAAAAUCACAAUUCUGUAUCCAAUUAUGUCUUACUGUACAAUUACCAAAAUCUGUCGGUGGUUUAGACCGGGCCGCGGUUUUCAUUUCAACCGAAUCCGGUCUGGAGACUCGACGGUUAUUUCAAUUGGCAAAGUUUCUUUCUUUACAAUAUCCAAAUGAUGAUUUGUCCUAUCUUUCUCGGCAUCCAGGUGAUCGCGUAUAUACGAUUCUGUGCCCAGACCUGGAAUCGCAAGAGCACAUUAUCGAGUAUCAACUUCCCAUUCUCAUGCAACGGGUAAACAUUGGUCUUAUCGUUCUCGACAGCGUUGCAGCCAACUACAGAGCCGAACUUCGUUAUUCGCGAAACCAUCCGAAUGCUUCGAGCCUUGGCAACAUCGCAACUCGAGGAAACCAACUUGCCAAACUUGCCAGCAAUCUUCGUGAACUAGCACACAAACAUAAUGCCGCAGUAGUAAUCGCAAACCAAGUGAGCGAUCGGGUGUCUCGAUCUUACGACCAAAUUGGUCUUUUCAGCCUUGACUACCAGUCUCAAUGGUUCAACGGAUGGGACGACACGGAUAUUGAUCCAAAAACACCAUCAUUGGGACUUGUAUGGACGAACAAUGUAACUACACGACUUGCCUUACUCAAGCGACCCAAUUCUGCGACCCGAAAAUCAUUACGAAAAUUACGCAUAGUCUAUUCACCUAUAGCACCGACUUCUGAAAUUGACAUUGCAAUUACGCUUGAAGGUCUCCACACGGUUUCCGAAGAUACAUGA